GUCUUACUUCAUCUGUACUUCCUGUUGUAGCUUAUGAUUCCCGAGGUUCUGCACGUGGAGGUCCCGAAGGAGAAGAUGGAGGCAGCCGUGGAGGAGCUGAGCGGCUCGCUGAAGCUGCUGGAGGAGAAGUUCCUGCAGGACAGACCCUUCAUCGCGGGGGGUCACAUCUCACUCGCCGACCUGGUCGCCAUUGUGGAGGUCAUGCAGCCUGUGGCCGCCGGCCUGGAUGUGUUUGGAGGUAGACCCAAGCUGAACGCCUGGCGGGACAGAGUGCAGGCUGCCAUUGGAAAGGAGCUGUUUGAUGAAGUCCACCAGAACAUCCUGGGAUCCCAAGAGACAGUGAAAGUGAUGGACGGCAGCAAGUUGGAGUUCUCCAAGGCCAAGAUCCUCAAAUUUUUCAUGUGAAGAGGACAACACUGCUUCAGUUACUGAUAGUCUCCAUACACACUAGAUACACAGUAAAAAUUCACAAUGCAUGCAUAAAGAAUCUUGUGUUAAGCCUGUUGAGGCAAAUCUGUCAUUUGUGCUUUCUGGCUGUAUAAAUAAAGCUGGAUUUGAAUUAUAA
Molecule: messenger RNA, 565 nt
Organism: Notothenia coriiceps (black rockcod)
Lineage: Eukaryota; Metazoa; Chordata; Actinopteri; Perciformes; Nototheniidae
Product: glutathione S-transferase theta-1-like
Exons: 2
Coding region: 34-405 (123 amino acids)
Biological process (GO): glutathione metabolic process
Cellular component (GO): cytoplasm
Molecular function (GO): glutathione transferase activity
Source: RefSeq, a predicted model, not a curated record